This is a messenger RNA of Juglans regia (Persian walnut), 905 nucleotides long. Its product is annotated as transcription factor bHLH162-like. NCBI's taxonomy places the organism in Eukaryota, Viridiplantae, Streptophyta, Magnoliopsida, Fagales, Juglandaceae. The transcript has 3 exons. Gene Ontology annotation, biological process: regulation of transcription by RNA polymerase II. Gene Ontology annotation, cellular component: RNA polymerase II transcription regulator complex. The record is from RefSeq and is a predicted model, not a curated record. Gene Ontology annotation, molecular function: DNA-binding transcription factor activity, RNA polymerase II-specific; RNA polymerase II transcription regulatory region sequence-specific DNA binding; protein dimerization activity. Bases 81 to 695 code for a protein of 204 amino acids.
AGCAAGCCAUCUAAAUUCAUCAACUUGUUGAAGUAAUUUGUUAAUGGGGAGUCUCGGUCGUUAACUUAGCAGAAGAACAAAUGGAUCAUCAGCGAAGUCAAUCCUCUUCAACAAAAGUAGAAAGAAGGAUCAUAGAGAAGAACAGGAGAAAUCAGAUGAAAGUCCUCUACUCCAGGCUCAAUUCUCUCCUCCCAAACCCCGACUCCAAGGAGGCAGUACACUCACUUCCUGAUCAAAUAGAUGAAGCAAUAAACUACAUCACAAGCCUAGAGACAAAGCUGAAGAAAUCCAAGGAGAAGAAAGAGAGCUUAACGAGCAGGAAAAAAAGACCGUAUACAUGCACAAAUUUCGAAGAAACAGCAGGUCUAAAAUCGCCGAAAAUCGAAAUCCGAGAAACCGGUUCCACGCUAGAGAUCGUUUUGAUAACUGGGCUGGAUAAUCAGUUCAUCUUCUAUGAGAUGAUUCACAUUCUUCAUGGAGAACAAGCGGAGGUCUUGAAUGCCAGCUUUUCGACUUCUGGGGACUCAGUUCUGCAUGUAGUACACGCAGAGACUGUCGGAUGUUCUUUCGAUUUUGGAGCUGCAAAAGUGACGGAGAGGCUCAAGAGACUAGUUUACGGAUCCACCAGUGAUGUAGAAUUAUCACCAGACCUGUGGGACCUAAUUCCUAUAAAUUCUGAGGCUUGGGGUUUCUGAAGAUAUUCAAGCAAUGUGAAUGGUACUUGAUGUUCCCAUGGUAGCAAGAGGCCAGAUGCAUGCAAUUUUGUAAAAUAUCUUAUUGUAAAAGUACUUAAUUCAAGCCCAUAAAUUUUUAAGGAAAUUAAUAUGGUAGCUAUCUAGCUUGCUAGCCAUCAUGUAUUCCUACUCAAGAUGAUGAUUAAUUUCAAAACGUUAUAUAUCAUGAAA